GUGGAGAAGGCGCGCUCUCGGCGCGGGAGUGCGCACAGCCCGGAGAAUCCAUCCAUCCAUCCCGAAUCCUCAUCAUUCACGGACAUGAAAUAACCAGCGGACCCGUUUCUACUUUUAUUUUAUACACUUUAUUUAUUUUAAGGGUUUUUAAAGGCACUGCGGGGUUCAACAUGGCCGAGGUGACCAGCCUGAGUCCCACCUACGAGGUGUCGCCGGUGCUGGCGGGGUUCCUCGGGGCGGGUGUUCUGGUCGUCACGGUGACGGUCGGCGUGUUCCUGUGGACGUUCUGCCAGCGUCAGUACCGGCGCGUGUCGUUCAAGCUGAACAGCGGCCCGUUCGACUCGCCCACCGACCCGCCGCUGAAGUUCAUCCACAUGCUGAAGGGCAUCAGCAUCUACCCCGAGAGCCUCAGCAACGCCAACAAGAUCAUCCGCGUGGGCCGGAGGUCGUCCUCCUGGCAACGGGGUCACGAGUGCGACCCGGAGGGCCACGCCCAUCUGCAGAUGAACCACUUGGUGCCUCCGAAGCUGGAGCGGGCGCUGCCCAUCCGUGCCAAUUACUGCUGUUCGGAGAGCGGCGGGAGCAGCGGCGGCGGGAGCGAGUCCUCCAGUAAGACGCCGACGCCCUUCGGCCUGGACACGCCCUCUCUGGGCAGCCUCGAUCUCGCCGUCGACUACAACUUGACCAAGAAGGCGCUGGUGGUGACGAUCGUGGGCGCGCGAGGCCUCCCCGCCGUCAACGAGCAGACGGGCACGUCGGACCCCUACGUGAAGAUGAGCGUCCUGCCCGAGAAGAAGCACCACGUGAAGACCCGCGUGAUGAGGAACACGCUGGAGCCGGCGUUCGACGAGACCUUCACCUUCUACGGCGUGGCGUUCAGCUCGCUAGCCGAGCUCACGCUGCACUUCCUGGUGCUGAGCUUCGACCGCUUCGCCCGCGACGACGUGAUCGGGGAGGCGCUGGUGCCGCUGGCGGGCGUGGAGCUGAGCGCGGGCAGAGUGCACAUCAGCCAGCAGAUCAGCAGGAGAAACGUUCAGUGUGGACGACGCGGUGAGCUCCUGGUGUCUCUGUCCUACCAUCCCGCCACCCACAGGCUCAACGUGGUGGUACUGAAAGCCAAACAUCUUCCCACCAUGGACAUCACCAGCCUGCCGGGCAACCCGUACGUGAAGGUGAACGUGUUCUACGGGCGCAGGCGCAUCGCCAAGAAGAAGACGCACGUGAAGAAGUGCACGCUGGAGCCGGUGUUCAACGAGUCGUUCGUGUACGACGUCCCGGCCGAACUCAUGGUGGACGUCUCGGUCGAGUUCUUGCUCAUCGACUUCGAUCGCACCGCCAAGAACGCGGUGGUGGGGCGCCUUGUGCUGGGCGGCCAGAGCCCCACGCCCUCCGGCGUCACGCACUGGAGGGAGGUGUGCGACAACCCGCGGCGGCAGAUCGCCAAGUGGCACAACCUGUCCGAGUUCUAGCGCGGCUUCUGGGUCCCUCGUUCCCGAUGUCAGACUGGUCUGAAGAAUUUGGAUGUCGGCAUGUUCCAGUCAUCACUGUCAUGAUAUAUACGUCUUUUUAAACAUCACCACUUCCCAUUUCUUUUAUUUGGAAGGAGAAAAAAGGGACGACAAACAGACGAUGUCUUCUCGAGUUCGGAUACGUUUGUAGUCAGAAAAAUUCAUGAGACGGAAAGCAGAGACGAUUAUUGUGAAUAUAAUAAACCGUGAUCGUUACUGUGCUAUUAACCUGUAAUAAAGGGACAAACGUAACUGGAACAGGGCUGCAGGUGGGAAAAAAUCUACAUGAUUCCAUCCUGACAUCGUAGAAACAUCAAACCACCGCCGGUUCUGUUCGCCCAGUUUCAAAACCAACCAUGAAGUGGUGAAAUCUGAUGAUUGGCUGUCCAUUCAACCUACAUCAGUUUAUUCUGUCCAUUCAACCUACAUCAGUUUAUUCUGUCCAUUCAACCUACAGCAGUUUAUUCUGUCCCAUUCAACCUACAUCAGUUUAUUCUGUCCAUUCAACCUACAUCAGUUUAUUCUGUCCAUUCAACCUACAUCAGUUUAUU
Trichomycterus rosablanca is the source of this 2059-nucleotide messenger RNA. RefSeq names its product synaptotagmin XIa (gene syt11a). Gene Ontology annotation, biological process: vesicle fusion; calcium ion-regulated exocytosis of neurotransmitter; regulation of calcium ion-dependent exocytosis. The coding region runs from base 171 to 1469 and encodes 432 amino acids. Gene Ontology annotation, cellular component: axon; exocytic vesicle; plasma membrane. The transcript is spliced from 4 exons. Gene Ontology annotation, molecular function: SNARE binding; calcium ion binding; calcium-dependent phospholipid binding. Lineage: Eukaryota; Metazoa; Chordata; Actinopteri; Siluriformes; Trichomycteridae. The record is from RefSeq and is a predicted model, not a curated record.